CCCGUGCUGCCUUUUACCUGGUAGAUUCUGUCAUCCUCGCCGCCUCUUCGCAAGUCGAGGCUGAGCGAAUUAGUAAAUAAAUUUGCUUCCGAAAGUAAAAUAAAAAGUCCCCUGCCAUGACUGCCACAGGCAACGGCCUCACCAGCAACGGCGAGCCUCAACUCCAGCUGAACAGGGCUGUGGAGACUGCCGAUCUCCUAGAGUCUGUUCAGCAGCUCAUCAUUCCCUUCAUCAAGGCUGCCGACGAUGCCGCGGCCGACAAGGUCACGGGGAAUCUGGGCGUGAAUGCCAACGGAGAGCCUCACAACGUCCUGAUUGACUCAAGAAAGCCGUCGGAUCUGGUCGCCAGGCUAAAGUUCCUUCUGCCGGAGGAAGGGCUGGGUAAAGAUGGCCUCUUGCAAACCAUCGAGAGGCUGCUCAAGUACAGCGUGAAUACCUGGGACCAAGGGUUUCUGGACAAACUCUACGCGAGUAAUACUCCAGUGGGAGUUAUCGCCGAUCUCUUAUUGUCUGUUCUCAACACCAAUCUGCACGUAUACAGCGUCUCGCCGGCUUUGACCGUCAUCGAAAAGACAACCACCAGGGCAUUUGCCAAUCUCUUCAACUUUGAUGGGCAAUUUGCCGGCGGCGUCUCAUGUCCCGGAGGCAGCGGAUCCAACCUCACAUCUCUCAUCGUAGCCCGCAACACGCUGUACCCGCAAAGCAAGACCGGAGGCAACGGCAAGCAUGACUUUGUCGUCUUCACAAGCGCACACGGCCACUAUUCGGUGGAAAAGGCCGCCAUGACGGCCGGCAUGGGCUCGUCCGCCGUGUGGGCGGUCCCCGUCGACGGCGAGGGCCGGAUGAGGCCGCAAGCCCUCCGAGAGCUCGUCCUGCUCGCCAAGAAGCAGGGCAAGACGCCCUUGUACGUCAACACGACGGCCGGCACCACGGUCAAGGGCUCCUUUGACCCGUUUGAGGAGAUUGGCAAGAUCUGCAAGGAGUUUGGCCUGUGGAUGCACAUCGACGCCAGCUGGGGCGGCAGCGUCAUCUUCUCCAAGGCGCAGGCCUGGAAGAUGAAGGGCUCGCACCUGGCCGACUCGCUGACGGUGAACCCGCACAAGAUGCUCAACGCCCCCUGCACGUGCUCCCUGCUGCUGGGCCCGGACGUGCGCAUCUUCCAGCGCGCAAACAGCACUUCGGCGGGGUACCUCUUCCACGGCGGCGGCGACGAGGAGAUUUGGGAUCUGGCGGACCUGACGCUGCAGUGUGGCCGACGAGGAGACGCCCUCAAGAUUGCCCUGGCUUGGGUCUAUUACGGCGCCAAGGGUUUCGAGCGGCAAAUCGACCACGCUUUUGACAUGGCCAGCUACCUAUACAAGCUCCUGGACGAAGCCGGCGACUAUGUCAUGGUCUCGACGAACCCGCCUCCCUGUCUCCAGGUCUGCUUCUACUCGGCCCCUGGAGGCAAGUUGCCUUCUGACAGGAAGGUGAACACGCUCAGAACGCAGCAGAUUGCCCAGGCGCUCAUUGGGAGAGGGUUCAUGGUCGAUUACGCCCCCGGCGACCACGGCAGCUUCUUGCGUGUCGUGGUCAAUCUGCAGACGCUGGAGGGAACGGUGGAGGGUCUCGUCAAGGCCAUGAACGAGCUGAGCCAGGCAAUUCCCCUCUGAAGA
Molecule: messenger RNA, 1655 nt
Organism: Trichoderma citrinoviride
Lineage: Eukaryota; Fungi; Ascomycota; Sordariomycetes; Hypocreales; Hypocreaceae
Product: glutamate decarboxylase
Exons: 5
Coding region: 117-1652 (511 amino acids)
Biological process (GO): carboxylic acid metabolic process
Cellular component (GO): cytoplasm
Molecular function (GO): pyridoxal phosphate binding; carboxy-lyase activity
Source: RefSeq, a predicted model, not a curated record